Molecule: messenger RNA, 1410 nt
Organism: Parathielavia appendiculata
Lineage: Eukaryota; Fungi; Ascomycota; Sordariomycetes; Sordariales; Chaetomiaceae
Product: lytic polysaccharide monooxygenase
Exons: 1
Coding region: 324-1067 (247 amino acids)
Source: RefSeq, a predicted model, not a curated record
CACAAACCUUGCUUGCCAUUCCCAUGACACCGAAAUUCAAGAUUCAGGGGGUCGCGAGCUGCACUCGACGCGGCAAUCUUCCCUCACUCGCAAUGGUACGCCGGCACUAAGGACUAGAGAGGCAACUGCCGGGACGACGCCGCCGCAUCCAUCCGGGAGAGGACGAGGGGCAUCGAGCAGUUCGGGCAUACCAACUUCCUUUGAAUCAGAAGAUAGCUCGAAAUAUAUAAUCUCACAACUGACCUGUUAUAUUCCACCUGCUGUCUAUCACCAAGUGCGACCUCGCGCCAAGCCUCUCGACCCCCCAUCAACCACCACCCACCAUGCACGCCACCCUUUCAGCCGCGCUCCUGAGCGCGCUGGCGACAACCGUCGCCGGCCACGGCAUGGUAACCAGCUUCAAAACCGACGGCAUGACCAACCAAGGCUUCAUCCUCGACUACUACUAUGCCAAGGUCAACAAGCAGCCGGUCCCCGACAUCGCGGCCUGGUACGCCGAGAACCUCGACAGCGGCUUCGUGGCCCCCAACAACUACCAGCACCCGGACAUUAUCUGCCACAAAAACGCUUCCCCCGGCACCCUCACCGCAACCGUCUCGGCCGGCGGCACGGUAACGUUCAACUGGCCCGCGUCCUGGCCUCACCCGCACGGCCCCGUGCUCACCUACGUCGCCAAGUGCAGCGGUGACUGCACCAAGGCCGACAAGAACAGCCUCCAGUGGGUCAAGAUUCACGAGUCCGGCAUCGACUACGCCACGCAAAAGUGGGCGUCACAGCAGCUCAUCGACAACAAAGGCGUGUGGACGGUACCCGUGCCCCGAUCGCUCGCGCCCGGCAACUACGUUUUUCGUCACGAGAUCAUUGCGCUGCAUGGCGCUGGGUCACUAAACGGCGCGCAGAAUUAUCCGCAGUGCUUCAAUAUCAAGAUCACUGGGUCCGGGACGGCGAACCCGAGCGGUGUGGUGGGCACGAGGCUGUAUAAGAAUACUGACCCGGGGAUUUAUUUCAAUCCGUAUACCACCAUCAAGAACUACACCAUCCCUGGGCCGGCGCUGUGGGUUGGUUGAACUAACUGGAUCGUGGUUGGGCUCAAGGUUGGUUGCGAAGAGGGCUUGAGAGUCGAAGAGAGGCCAGGGGGCCAACAUAGUAACACCCUCUUGUUUCAUUGUACUGGCCUCAGGGUUUGAGUCAUAUAAUUGCAACAAGCUUGAUGGGUGGGGUGCCUCGAGGGUCGAAACUGGCGGAUGGUGGAUGAGCGGUCGAGAUCUACUGGCACGGGGGGAUGCUUGACAUGCAGAAACAAUAAACUCAGAAAACAAUACUGCCUCCAAAUCGCGGAACCCCAUCAUUGCACGUUCUGAAUAAUAAGACAAGGUAAAUGCUCGUUCUUCAGUGCUCAUGCGGAACAAG